AUGGGCAACCUCUGUUCCCGCGCCUCAAAUGAUCCAGACACUUUCUCCGGACCCGGCCGCGUAGUCGGCACAACCCCCUCAAACCCCACUCCGCGCGCCUCAGUGCCCCAAAACUCAAAUUGGAAGUCCACUCCAGGCCGGACGUUAGGCGAGAAUAGCCCAACCAAGUCCCAACCCCAGACGCAAGGGAGAGCUGGACCUGGGACUGAUGAAGCGCGAUCCAAUGCCGCGAUAGCAGCGCAGAAACGGGCGGACACCGCUUCCUCGACUUCGAAUAAGGGGAAAUUGGGCUCGAGGCUUGCGGCUGAUAAGAGGAAGACACAGGAUCAGAUAUUGAAUGAGGUUAGUCUGGAUGAGAGGGCUGCGCGGAAUGCGGAUCAAGCUGCGGAAGCGAGACAAUGGUCUUGA
Molecule: messenger RNA, 408 nt
Organism: Penicillium angulare
Lineage: Eukaryota; Fungi; Ascomycota; Eurotiomycetes; Eurotiales; Aspergillaceae
Exons: 2
Coding region: 1-408 (135 amino acids)
Source: RefSeq, a predicted model, not a curated record